CAACCUAAAAAGUAAGAAGGACUUACUUUUGAUUUAGAUGUCAAGUGGUGUGAAAAACAAGACAAAAGCGGCGCCCGCUGGCGCUGCGCCAGGAAUGGACCAAGAAAAACACAACGCUGGAGAUACAAGAGAUCCAAAGGAGCGUGGGGGACAGUUCUCUAUAUACCGUGGUGGGGGAGAAGAAGGUGAAACGCCGGGUUCGAUGAAAAAGGUAAAGACAGCAUACACAUGCAAAGGAGCUCAUUCCAUGAUGGGUCCCGUACCUGCUGCUAUCCAGGAACGACUGCAGAAUUUGACAGAUUAUGUAAAGCCCAUUCUUGCCGGCUACCUGGACCUGGAGUACGCGUGGUGGCAGGUCUGGCUGCUGUGGCCCGUCAUCGCGCUGCUCGUCAUCCCCGCCUCGCUGCUGGCCUCCCUCUUCCUGUCGGCCUUCUUCGUGGAGUGCUACCGACACUGGCACGGUCUGCGGGCCGCGUAUGAACAGAGUAUAUGGGACGGCGCGCGCUACACAGUCUGCGUCUGCUGGAAGGUGCACGGCAGGAUAUGGCACGGGUACGAGGUGAGCGGCCUGGAGAACCUGCCGUCGGGCCCGGCCAUCAUCGUGUUCUACCACGGCGCCAUCCCGAUCGACCACUACUACCUGCUCUCGGAGGUGCUCACCAGCAGCGGCCGGCUCAUCAAGACGGUCGGCGACCGCUUCCUCUACAGGAUACCAGGCUGGAAGCAGCUGAUGAGCGUGUUCUGCGUGAUCCCUGGCGGCCAGGCCAACUGUCUGGCGGCGCUGCAGCGCGGCGAUCUGCUGGCCAUCUCGCCGGGCGGCGUGCGCGAGGCCUUCUUCGGCCAGGGCUACCGACUCGUCUGGAAGGACCGCGUCGGCUUCGCCAAGGUGGCCGUCGAGGCCAGAGUGCCGAUCGUGCCCAUGUUCACGAUGAACGUGCGCGAGUCGUACCGCUCGUUCGUGGUGGGCCGCCGCUUCUGGACCUGGCUGUACGAGCGCACGCGACUGCCGCUCGUACCCAUCUACGGCGGAUUCCCGGUGAAGAUGCGGACCUACCUGGGCCGGCCCAUCCACCACGAGGAGGGCACCACGCCCGAGCAGCUGGCGCUCAAGGUCCAGGUGGAGAUUAACCGUCUGAUCGAGGAGCACCAGAAGCUGCCCGGCAACAUCCUGCGCGGAGUCCUGGAGAGGAUCAUCGAGUGGCCAAAGUCCAAGGCCUCGUAGCGCGGCGGGGCGGACCGGGACGCGCGGCCCGCCCCAGCUGCAGCAGGACCGCCGUCCGGCGGACCAGUGCGGUAGGGUCUGAGCGUCUCCGGACGUACCGGGCCCGGGAGUAUGUACCACGCGGUGCCUUAGUGACGGGGCGCCCCGUGCAAUACUGUAAUCGUGCGCCCCGUGUCCGCGCGGAGGUGGCCUGUAAGUUACGAGCUUCUGCGGAGAUUAGCGCGGAGCAGCCGGCCAAAGAGCGCAGCUGUUGGAGCGUCGGGAGGCGCCGCCCGGCGGAGAUGCGAUGUGAACUGUGUUACAUAUCAGUAGUGGGACCGCGCAGACGGGACGCGUCGGUCGGCCGCGCUUAUGCAAUAGGGGCGGGUCCCUGCCGUCCCCCGUACCGUGUCUACUGUAGAACCCGCAGUAUAACCCUCGCCGUACGCGGACACCGGACCCGGCCAACCGAUCUCAGCCGACCCAGCCCCGCCCAGCGGCCAUUUACACACCUCGAGGGGCGCGGCCUGUCCAGGGGUCCGCCAUGUUCUGUACACACCUAGGAGCGGGGCCUGCCCGUGGUCCGCCAUGUUCUGUACACCCCUAGGAGCAGGGCCUGUCCCGGGGCCUGCCAUGUUCUGUACACCCCGUUGCGGCGUAUUCGCCGAGUCGGGCGGUGUUUUUUUAGUAUUGUCCGUGUAAUGGGUGACGGCGUGUAUAACGCGGCUGCAGUUGACGCCUAUAUCCCGUGUGUGACCGCCUGUACCGUUUUGUGAAUUAUGUGUAUGUGAGAGUGUUCCUCAGUCAUUCCCCAGUGUUCCGGAGCAGCGGGGCUGCCACAGGGUCGGUGCUAUGAGGGCCAGAGUGGCCCAUAGGAGGUGUGUCACGCUGGCACACGUGACGGUGUAUGCAGUGUUGGUGUCUUGGAGGCGAGCCCCUGGCUGUCUGAAAUACAUAUACGACAUGA
Molecule: messenger RNA, 2168 nt
Organism: Amphibalanus amphitrite
Lineage: Eukaryota; Metazoa; Arthropoda; Thecostraca; Balanomorpha; Balanidae
Product: transmembrane protein 68-like
Exons: 9
Coding region: 38-1222 (394 amino acids)
Cellular component (GO): membrane
Molecular function (GO): acyltransferase activity
Source: RefSeq, a predicted model, not a curated record